Equus quagga is the source of this 1512-nucleotide messenger RNA. It is a transcript of the gene DPEP3, whose product is annotated as dipeptidase 3. Bases 1 to 1479 code for a protein of 492 amino acids. Gene Ontology annotation, molecular function: metallodipeptidase activity. NCBI's taxonomy places the organism in Eukaryota, Metazoa, Chordata, Mammalia, Perissodactyla, Equidae. The record is from RefSeq and is a predicted model, not a curated record. The transcript has 10 exons. Gene Ontology annotation, biological process: proteolysis.
AUGCGGCCAGAGGGCCUCGAGGGUCCCCGCGCGCUCGGCCAGCGGCCUCUGCUGCGUCUGCUGCUCCUGCUCCCCCUGCUGCCCCUGCUGCCCUGGCCGGUAACCCACGCUCAGACCACGCCGGGCGCUCCCAACGCCCCGACAGCGCCGGGAGCCCCUAGUGCCCCGACAGCGCUGGACUCCCCUAGCGCCCCAACCACACCAGGCUCCCCCAGCGCCCGGACCACGCCAGGCACUCCCAGCGCCCCGAGUCUGUGGGAGCGCGCGUGUGCCCUGAUGCAGGACUUCCCGCUGGUGGAUGGCCACAACCACCUGCCCCUGCUCCUGAAACAGCUCUUCCAGAACAGGCUACAAGAUGUUAACCUGCGUAAUUUCAGUCGCAGCCAGACCAGCCUGGACAAGCUUAAGGAUGGCGUCGUGGGUGCUCAGUUCUGGACAGCCUACGUUCCAUGCCAGACCCAGGGCCAGGAUGCCCUGCGCCUCACUCUCGAACAGAUUGACCUCAUUCAUCGCAUGUGUGCCUCCUACUCUGAACUGGAGCUUGUGACCUCAACCAAAGGUCUGAGUAGCACUCAAAAGCUGGCUUGCCUCAUUGGCGUGGAGGGCGGUCAUUCACUGGACAGCAGCCUCUCUGUGCUGCGCAGUUUUUAUCUGCUGGGAGUGCGCUACCUGACGCUCACCCACACCUGCAGCACACCCUGGGCAGAGAGCUCCACCAAGUUUAAAUACCACGUCUACACCAACGUCAGCGGGUUGACAAGCUUUGGUGAGAAGGUGGUAGGGGAAAUGAACCGCUUGGGCAUGAUGGUGGACUUGUCCUAUGGGUCAGACACCUUGGUGCGACAAGCCCUGAAGGUGUCAAGGGCUCCUGUUAUCUUCUCCCACUCGGCUGCCAGAGCUGUGUGUGACACUUUGCUGAAUGUUCCUGAUGACAUCCUGCAACUUCUGAAAAAGAAUGGUGGCAUUGUGAUGGUGACACUGUCCAUGGGGGUGCUGCAGUGCAAUCUGUUUGCUAACGUGUCCACCGUGGCAGAUCAUUUUGACCACAUCAGGGCAGUCAUUGGAUCAGAGUUCAUCGGGAUUGGUGGAAAUUAUGAUGGGUCUGGCCGCUUCCCUCAGGGGCUGGAGGAUGUGUCCACAUACCCGGUACUGAUAGAGGAGUUGCUGAGGCGUGGAUGGAGUGAGGAAGAGCUCCAGGGUGUCCUUCGUGGAAAUCUGCUGCGGGUCUUCAGACAGGUGGAACAGGUGAAAGAGGAAAACAGUGGGCAGAGUCCUGUGGAAGAUGAGUUUCCAGACAGGCAGGUGGACAGGUCCUGCCACUCCCACCUCCUAUCUCAGCCUCAGAGUGAACACCUAACCACACACAAGGAGAUGACCAAGAGGCCAACCAAUCAGGUUCUCCAGAGACCCUUGAAAGCCUCCCCACAGCUCCUUCUAGGCCUCACGGUUGCUGCCACCUUCUCAGUCCUCACUCUGUGAGUCUGGUGACCCGGCCAGUCCUCCAGAGAUCAC